CAUGAGUCGUGCUGAAGUUGACUUGCAGAAUAGCGUCAAGAAGGCGUGCAACAAUGAUGAAGUUCCUCCAAAAAGAAAGCAUGUCAGAGCUUGUAUUGUCUACACUUGGGACCACAAGAACUCAAGGGCAUUCUGGAAUGCUGUAAAGAUUCAGCCAUUGCAAAGUGACGAAGUUCAAUUAUUCAAGGCAUUGAUAAUGAUUCACAAAGUUUUACAGGAGGGCCAUCCAAAUACUUUGAAAGACGCCUAUCGUAACAGGGACUUUCUUUCUUCCUUGUCCUCGGUAUUUCCAUCCCAUGGAACAGCUUAUGGGAGAUUGAUCAAUCAGUACGAUAGAUUCAUACUCCAAAAAUUGGAUUUCCAUCGUAACAACCCCGGCUUCAAUGGGAUUUUUGAAUAUGAAGAGUAUAUUUCGUUGAGAGCUGUUAAUGAUCCCAACGAAGGAUUUGAGUCUAUUUUCCAAUUGAUGGACUUACAGGAUCUGAUCAACGAUUUGCAGAAGUUGAUUUUUGCCACUAUUAACCAAACCCCAAACAAUUUGUGCAAGGUAAGUGCAUUGGUUCCUUUGAUUUCGGAAUCUUAUGGUAUUUACAAAUUUUGUACCUCCAUGUUGAGAGCCAUGUACCAGCAAUUGGGUGAUGAUGAAGCAUUGAAGAUGCUCUUCGAGAGAUUCGAUUCGCAACAUUUUGUUCUUAGAGACUUUUAUACAGAUUGUCAUGCUAUCAAAUUUUUGACCAGUUUGAUCACGAUUCCACGGUUAUCAAACAACCCACCUAACUUGCAAGUGACAGAUGAGGGAACACCAAUUUCAAGACCAAGGUCUGUAAGCACUGAAAACACACCUCAAAUUUCGUCUCAGCCAACCUCAAAUUUUGAAGCCCCACCAAAUCCUCCACCAGCAGUAGAUCAGCUUUUUAACCAGCAAACUGGAAUCUUAUUCCAACAACAACAGGAGCAAGAAAGAAUUCAACGUGAUUUGGAAAUGCAGCGUCUACAACAACUUGAACAGCAACAGUUGCAACAGCGUCUCUUCGAAGAGCAGCAACGUGAACAAGAGAAACGAUUUGUUCAGGAACAGCAGGCGUUGCAACAACAACAAAGCCAACAACAGCAGACUCGAGUAUCUGAACUUGAACAUGAUUUGUUGAUGUUCAAGAAUCAGUAUGAUAAUGACCAGCUGUUGUUGCAGCAAUAUGAUGCACGAGUUAAGAAUUUGGAAACUGAGUUAAUGAAUUUUAACAACACGGCAACACAACAGAUUGCAUCAAAAGACGAACAGAUCAAGAACUUGGAAGACCAAAUCCUAAAUUGGACCAAAAAGUAUGAGUCCUUGGCAAAAUUGUAUUCCCAGUUGCGUCAAGAGCAUUUGAAUUUGUUAUCCAAAUUUAAGAAAAUUCAACAAAAGAUCAAUAGUGCUCAGGAAUCAAUUUUGAAAAAGGAAAAAUUCGAAAAAGACUUGAAAGCAAAAACUGUUGAGUUGGCUGAUUUGAUUCGUGAACGUGAUAGAGCUCGCAUGGACUUAGAUAGAGUUAGGGCUAGCAAAGAUCAAGAAAUCGAAAAUUUGAAUGCUGAACUUAGAGAAUUGAACAGUCAAGCUAGUGAAUCCGGAAAAUUACAGUCGUUGAACCUAUCAAACAUAAUCUCUAAACACGAAACUGAAAUGAAUCUGUUAAGAAGAGAAUUAGCACAAAAGGAUUUGAGAUUGAAGGAUGCAGGUGAUUCAUUUGAAUUGCAAGACCGAUUGAAAGAAAAAGAUAUAGAGUUAGAAAUUGCUCAAGAAUCAUUGAAGUAUGCACUUGAAGAGUUAUCAAUCUCAAAAAAUGACAACGAAGACGUCGUCAAUGCCGAGAUUGAUCAUAUUUUGUUGAAGAAUAUCGAUAAACUCCGGAAUUUGAUUGACAUUUUCUUGGAAAACAAUAUUAAAAGAGUUCAAGAUAUCAAGCAUGAACUUUCUUCACCAAUGCAAGCAGGCAAUUUGAAUUCUACACCUGAAUAUCUCCUUUCUAUUGUUGAGCUUUGUCAAGACACUGCAAAUGAUUUUGCAACCACUUUCAACAGCUUUAUUGCUGAAGGAAAGCAAGCAUACGAUGAUAAUGAUAACACUUAUUCGGAAAUUAUUUUGUCCAGUUCUGAAUUGACUGCGUCGGUGAAUGACUUGAUGUUGAAUUCUAAGGGUAUUACAAAACUGAUACAAAAGCUGGAAGAAGAUAAUCUUCUAUCAUUGGUCUCUAAUACUUUGUCCAGUACUGAGAAAUAUUUUCGAGAAUUGAAAUCUGACCGUUUGAACACUUUCAGCGAUGAUGAAGAUCGGAUUGACAGCGUUAUUGAUUCAAAUUUGACCUUACAAAAUGAUCUUCAGGCUAUAGUCCAAUUUGUUGAAAGCUUGAGUUCUAACAGAGGAAUCCUGAGACUGGGUAAUUUGGAAGACUUACUCAAUAACGAAAUGGAACACACUGCUCAAACAGUUGACUCUGCUUCCAAAUUCUUGGAUAAGUUGUUGCAGAACCCAAAUAUCCAUGGUGGUAAUUUAGAAGUUCAUGAGGCUUUACUUUCUGCAGCCAAGGCAGUUACGCUAGCUGUGACUCUCUUGAUUUCAGCAGCAACUGAAUCUCAACGAGAAAUUGUUAACAAGGGAAGAGGUUCUCAAUCGAGAAUUGAGUUUUACAAGAAGAACAGCAGGUGGACGGAAGGCUUAAUUAGUGCAUCAAAGGCAGUAGCUGGAGCAACAAAUGUCUUGAUUCAGACGGCUGACGGUGUAUUGCUGGAGUCUAACUCUCAUGAACAAUUGAUCGUGGCUUCCAAUGAGGUUGCUGCUUCUACUGCUCAAUUGGUUGCUGCAUCCCGUGUCAAAGCUAAUUUCACUUCUAAAACUCAAGAGAAUCUUGAGGUUGCAUCCAGUAAAGUUUCAACUGCAUGUAAGUCUUUAGUUUCUAAAGUACAGGCCUUAUUGGAAGUUGAAGAAAGCAGCCAACACGAUGUUGAUCUCAGCAAGCUUACUCCUUAUGAAGGUAAGACCAUUGAAAUGGAACAGCAAGUAGAAAUCUUGAAAUUGGAAAACAAGUUGAACGCUGCUCGGAAGAGACUUGGAGAAAUCAGAAAGCAUGGCUAUAGGGAUGAUGACAGCGACAAUGAGUAA
Molecule: messenger RNA, 3136 nt
Organism: Scheffersomyces stipitis CBS 6054
Lineage: Eukaryota; Fungi; Ascomycota; Pichiomycetes; Serinales; Debaryomycetaceae
Gene: SLA2
Product: Sla2p
Exons: 1
Coding region: 2-3136 (1044 amino acids)
Biological process (GO): actin filament organization; clathrin coat assembly; endocytosis
Cellular component (GO): clathrin-coated vesicle; actin cortical patch
Molecular function (GO): phosphatidylinositol-3,5-bisphosphate binding; actin filament binding; clathrin-cargo adaptor activity
Source: RefSeq, a predicted model, not a curated record